Molecule: messenger RNA, 1563 nt
Organism: Emiliania huxleyi CCMP1516
Lineage: Eukaryota; Haptophyta; Isochrysidales; Noelaerhabdaceae
Exons: 7
Biological process (GO): NLS-bearing protein import into nucleus
Cellular component (GO): cytoplasm; nucleus
Molecular function (GO): protein binding; nuclear import signal receptor activity
Source: RefSeq, a predicted model, not a curated record
CGCCGUGGCCGAAGCCGCGGCCUCGACGCUGACGACGCCCGCUCGCGCCGCAACGAGAACAAGAUCGAGCUCCGCAAGGCAAAGAAGGACGAGACGCUCGCCAAGAGACGCUUUGCUCAGCCCGCCGAUGCCGCAGCCGAGGAGCCCACUGACCCCGCAGCCGCCGCAGCUGACGCGGUCGCCAACGCCUGCUCGGCGGCGGCGGAGGUGCCUAGGCUCGCCUCGAUUGUGCACGAGUACGUCCGGGGCGGGUGCUGCGGCGAUGCCGCGGCGGCGCUCUCGACGGUGACUCGGCUGCGGAAGCUCCUCUCCCUCUCGGGCGGCCCGCCCAUCGACGAGUGCAUCUCGGCGGGGCUGGUACCCGUCUUCAUCCAUCUCCUCGGCGGCGCCGGCGCGGUCGUCUUCGAGGCGGCCUGGUGCCUCACCAACAUCGUGUCCGGCACGACCGACCACGCCAAGGCAGUCGUCGACGCGGGGGCCAUCCCGCCGCUCCUCAACCUCGUUCAGACCUCGCCUUCCGUCGAGACCCGCGAGCAGGCCGUGUGGUGCCUCUCCAACGUCGCUGGCGACUGCGCCUCGCUGCGCGACAUGCUCCUCGGCUGCGGCGCGACGAACGGCGAGGAGGCUCGCGCCACCUCUGCCCCCCCCGGUAGGUGCCUCUCCAACUUGGUGCGCAACAAGCCCGCGCCCGCCCUCGAGCACGUCGAGCGCGCGCUGCCCACCCUCGCAAAGCUGCUCUCGCUCGACGACUCGGAGCUCAUGAUGGACACCAUGUGGGCCCUCUCGCACGUCGCAGAGGCGGGGGGCGACGCCGCCGACGGCGUCGUCUCGGUCGGCUGCCUUCCUCGCCUCGUCCACCAUCUGGAGCACGCGCCGCCGUCGGUGCCCGCCCUGCGCGCGCUCGCAAACCUCCUCACCGGCUCGGACGGCGCGACCGGCGCGGUGCUCGAGGCGGGCUUCCUGCGCGUCGUCGGCGAGCCCCUCUCCCGGGAUCGGAGGCGGUCGCGCACCCGCAAGGAGGCUUGCUGGGCGCUCUCCAACAUCGCGGCUGGCACGGCCGCGCAGAUCGACCAGCUGAUGGCGACGCCUCUGCUGCCAGAGGUGAUCGGCCUGAUGGGGCGGGACGAGUUUGAGGCCCGAGAGGACGGCGCUCUGCGGACAGCGCCGCGUGCCGCGAUUGCCACACCUUACCCGUGUCCAAUAGGUCAAGAAGGAGCGGGCUUGCUCGAGCCGCUCGUGCGGAUGCUCGACGCCAACGACCCAAAGGUGAUCGAGCUCGCGGUCGACGCGUGCGGCCACCUGCUCGGCGCGGGCGAGGAGCUGGCGCGCGGGAAGGGUUCCAACCCGUUCGUGACGCAGUUCGACACGGUGGGCGGCGUCGACAAGCUCGAGGAGCUGCAGACGCACCCGAACGAGACUGUGUACAACAAAACGGUCAAGAUCCUCGACGACUUCUUCGUUGCGGAGGAGGCGGAGGACGAGAACCUGAUGCCGCACCAGUCGGGCGGCGGGUUCCUGUUCGGCGCCGCGGCCGCAGAGACGCCAGCCACCCCCUUCGUCUUC